GAGAACUCAAGCAACGUCACGUGAGAUUUCCCGGAACUGAUCUUGUUUCUUAAAGUUACCCCCGGCUUUACCUGCGCGGACGACGAGCUGCUCCGGAGCGCCAGCCGUCACUGAAUGUCGAAGCUGACUCGGAACUGAGUGCCAUUAUGAGAUGUUGCCUCCCGGCUUGUCGUUCGUGCAAAUCAAGUUUGAUGACAUCCACUUCUACGAAAACUGUGGUGGUGGCAGCUUCGGAAGUGUGUACAGGGCGAGGUGGAUUUCCCGGGACAAAGAGGUGGCAGUGAAGAAACUGCUCAAGAUUGAAAAUGAGGCUGAAAUCCUCAGCGUCCUCAGCCACCGCAACAUCAUCCAGUUUUACGGUGCAAUUGUCGAGGCGCCCAACUAUGGAAUCGUCACUGAAUAUGCCAGCGGUGGCUCGCUGUACGAUUACCUGUCCAGUGAUGUCAGUGAGGAGAUGGACAUGGGACAGAUCAUGACAUGGGCUGCAGAGAUCGCCAAAGGAAUGCACUAUUUACAUUCAGAAGCUCCUGUGAAGGUGAUCCACAGAGACCUAAAGUCCAGGAAUGUGGUUUUAUCUGCAGACAAAGUUCUCAAAAUCUGUGAUUUUGGGGCAUCUAAAUUUCUGACUCACACAACGCACAUGUCCUUGGUGGGCACGUUUCCCUGGAUGGCUCCGGAGGUCAUCCAGAGCCUGCCUGUGUCUGAGACCUGUGACACCUUCUCCUACGGUGUGGUGCUUUGGGAAAUGCUCACCCGUGAGAUACCGUUCAAAGGCCUGGAAGGCUUACAAGUGGCAUGGCUUGUGGUGGAGAAGAACGAGAGGCUAACCAUCCCCAGCGGCUGCCCUUCCUGCUUUGCUGAGCUCAUGAAAAAGUGUUGGGCAACAGAGCCAAAAGAGCGGCCGAUGUUCAAGCAGAUCCUCUCUACUUUGGAGUCCAUGUCUAAUGACAGCCAGCUUCCUCAACAGUGCAACUCGUUCCUUCACAACAAGGCUGAAUGGAGGUGUGAGAUUGAAGCUACACUUGAGAGACUUAAGAAGCUGGAGAGAGACCUGAGCACUAAAGAGCAGGAGCUGAAGGAGCGAGAGCGGCGACUAAAGAUGUGGGAGCGCAAACUCAUCGAACAGUCCAACAGUCCGUUGCUGCCCACAUUGGACAUAUAUACCUGGACAGAGGAGCAUGUGUAUUUCUGGAUGCAGCAAAUAUUUGGUGCAGGGGACAGUACAUGUGACAUGCAGCUUUAUGCAGACCUGUUUAAAGCAAAUCACAUCACAGGAAAGCGGUUGCUGCUGCUCACAGAAAACGACAUGCGGGACAUGGGGGUCAAGUCCAAAGGUCACAUCAUGCACCUAAAGUGUGAAAUUGAAAAGCUAACCCAUGAUUACCUCGGGUUCGUCCACUUCCCACCACUGUUGAAGGAUGAGCUCGAAAAGGAGGUGGAGCAGAGUAAAACUGUAAAUCUGGAGUUGGUGUUUGGGUACCACUGGAAACCAGGAACAGGAAAAUCUGACUGCAAAUGGAAAAUGUACAUGGAACUGGAUGGAGAUGACGUUGCUGUAACCUACAUUAAAGAUGUCAUCUUUAAUGCCAACAGACAAGACGUUGAAAUCCUGCGGAUGACUAAGCCACCUUUUGUGAUGGACAAAUGGAUCACUGGGCUACAAGAGAACCAGAGAGUGGACUACACAGUCAAUUAUGAGAAUGAUGUCAAGUCUCCCAAGUCCUCCAAACACAGCUGCUCGAUGACAUGGAGUGUCGGUGGUGGAGGAGAUGAGAUCAAGACUGUGGAACUUGUCAUUGAAACAGUACCAGCUAACACAGACUGGAACCUCAAGGACAGAUCAAACUGUGAUAUUGAUCCAACGUGGAUGUACAACGUAAGGUUGAAGCAGAUGAUAUCACAGAAAUCCCAUUCGACGACCGCUGCUCGCACUGCCUUCACUAGCUCCGAUGCUCGCACUCUGCCUCAGUUCCUGUCUGCACAUGAAAGACACGAGUUUUCUUAUGCUGCAGCUGUGCGCCGCUCUCCAAACCGCGUCCACGGAUCUCCUUGGACUGACUCACGCAGCUCCUCGCCAACUGCCAGCCUGUCGGCCAAACUCUCACCACUCCAUCUGGGGUCAAAGGGCAGCAGUCCCUCAAGCACUACGUCAGAGAGCACCUCAGACAGAGAGCGCCCACUCAGUGCCGGAGCAAUGCAUAACUAUCGCAAAAACAGCUACUUUGGCAAUACAUUAACUGCAGGUGGGGUGCAGAGUAGGGGUAAUACAGGGGAUAAUGCUAGAGGUAGCCAUAUUUAUAAUAAAGGCAGCAAAACCUCCCGACAACCAGGGAGGCCGCGGUCCAAUAGUGUCGUAGUACAGAGCCGCCCACCAUCGAUACCAGGUAUAUUGUCUGUGACACAAAACGCCAGUGAGGAAAAGGAGGGGGCCAAAGCCAGUGAUGGAGGGUGGAUCAAAGUGGAGCGUCAUAAGAGAUUACCACGCCAGGACAAUAAACAAGUCAGAGGUCGACCGAGGAGAGGGGGCAGGGGAGGGCGAGGUGGUGGUGGAAGAACUUAAAAUAGGCCACACAUGAACUGAUCAUGUUAUACACCAAAAAUAUUUUACACAUGGAUUAUGUCUACACGAGACAGAGAUUCUUCUUUUAGUAACUGGGAUUUGUUAUAAGAAUGAGCUUUUCUGCUCAUUGUAUUUUUAAAAAUGACAGUAUAUUCUGUGUUUUGGCAGAUGACAUUCACAACUGUGGCUGCAUUGAAAAUAUGCUAUUU
Archocentrus centrarchus (flier cichlid) is the source of this 2769-nucleotide messenger RNA. It is a transcript of the gene map3k20a, whose product is annotated as mitogen-activated protein kinase kinase kinase 20a. NCBI's taxonomy places the organism in Eukaryota, Metazoa, Chordata, Actinopteri, Cichliformes, Cichlidae. Gene Ontology annotation, molecular function: ATP binding; protein binding; MAP kinase kinase kinase activity. Gene Ontology annotation, biological process: protein phosphorylation. Bases 152 to 2560 code for a protein of 802 amino acids. Gene Ontology annotation, cellular component: cytoplasm. The transcript has 20 exons. The record is from RefSeq and is a predicted model, not a curated record.